Molecule: messenger RNA, 1547 nt
Organism: Suillus subaureus
Lineage: Eukaryota; Fungi; Basidiomycota; Agaricomycetes; Boletales; Suillaceae
Product: kinase-like domain-containing protein
Exons: 13
Coding region: 217-1395 (392 amino acids)
Biological process (GO): protein phosphorylation
Molecular function (GO): protein kinase activity; ATP binding
Source: RefSeq, a predicted model, not a curated record
UAAGGGACGACAGUCUUAACUACUUACAGUCAUAUCAAUGUCAUCAUUGCACGAUCCCUGAAUCCAUGAUCCAUCAUAGCCUCUAGCUUCCAGGCGACCUACAGCAUGGCUACCAGCUGGCCGCCUUACGAACCCAGAUAGGCGCCUUGCAUAUGUAUCAGCUUGAAAACCAGCCUGCUUCACUUCCCAGAUCUCGCCUCCUGCAAAGCCCUACCCAUGAUAGCUGAACAGCGCUACGAUACCCUUAGCGACUUCAGAUUUCAAAUUUCUGCAUUGGAGUUCGGGAAUCCAUGCACAUCUGGCACCAUCAAUACCAACGAAGGCACAAAAGAGGUCGCAGUGAAGGUGUUCAAGAUUGAUUCCGGGAGGGCUGUGGAGAAAUAUGAGAAGGUGUGGCUUAGACUGUCAAAACACCCAACUAUCGUCCCGCUACUUGGAAUCGCACACGUCGGGCUUCCAUUACCGGUUCUCAUUUCUCAAUGGAUGCCCUCUGGAACAUUGUAUACGUACCUCGAGCAACCUAUCAAUACAAUCACCGCUUCCAAUAAAGUUGAAUUGGUCAGGGGCGUUGCCGACGGCCUCGGAUAUCUUCACUCGGAGAAUGUCGUUCACGGAGACCUUCAUCCCGUAUCCUCAGGCAAUGUACUUGUAGAUGGUGUGGGGAAUCCACGUCUCACAGAUUUCGGUCUCGCAACAGUCGUAGGAGACGCGGAGUUGCAGUUGGGUACGACAACUGUGACACGUGAAUUCGAUGUUCGAUGGCGUGCUCCUGAAGUCAUUGGAGUCGAUCCGAAGGAUGAGCCUGUACGGCCGAAUUUCAAGAGUGAUAUAUAUUCUUUUGGUGGUGUCAUGUUCUUUAUCGUCUCGGGGGAUAUACCAUGGAAAGAGAAGAAACAGCCACAUAUCAUCAUUGAGUAUCGAAAAGAGCGACUCCUGCUCAAAUGCUGGUCUUGGAACCCAGACGAUCGUCCAGAGGCAACGGAAAUCACCUGCAGCGAUAUCCAUGACGACUUCACAUCUCAAAUUUCUGCGUUGAAGCUCGGGAAUCCGUGCAAAUCUGGUUCAUUUGCCACUGUUUACCAGUUCACCAUCGAGACCAGCGAAGGCACAAAAGAGGUUUGUCUUACCACAGUACCCAAGCUCUUGAAUCGUUCAUCUGAUAUUCAUCAGGCAAUGCGUCGGGAACUUAACGUGUGGAUUAGAGUGUCAAAACACCAAAAUAUCGUACCGCUACUUGGCACUGCAGACGUCGAGUCCCCGUGUCCUGCUCUCGUUUCGCAAUGGAUGCCCUCCGGAACAUUGGAUACGUACCUCGAGAAGCAUGGUACAAUUACCACUUUGGCUAAAGCUCAUCUGGUCAGGGGCGUUGCCGACGGCCUCGGAUAUCGUUCGUAGAUCACUAUCCUAUUGUUAUUUUUGUUCCUAAUGCCUACCCAGUUCAUUCGGAGAAUGUCGUUCAUGGAGACCUUUAUCCCGCGAAUGUACUUGUAGAUGGUGCGGGGAAUCCACGUCUCACAGAUUUCGGUCUCGCAACAGUCGUAGGGGAC